AAUACAGUUAAUAAAAACAAUACUGAUCGUAGAAUGCCUUGGCAGAGACCAGAAAAUGUGCCAUUGGGCAAACUGUGGGGACGAUUCCAAGGAAAGGAAAGAAAUGGUGUCCCUGGAUUAAUGUACCAAAUCCGCGACAUGGAUGAACAUUACAAGCAACGAUGCUUAGAUUUGAUGCAGGAGACAUUCUUACGGGAUGAGCCUUUAUGUCAAGUUUUAGAUUUGAAAAAUGAUCCAGAAUCAAUUGAAACCAUUCGAAAUAAUUGGACGGAAAUGUUAAAUCAGAAAACGUCAAUAGCUUGUUUUACUGAAGAGAAUGGCGGACCAAAGGAAUUGGUUGGCUUUAAUAUACUCACAAUUUAUAGUAAAGAUGAUGACAAAGAAGACAUCGACGAGGUAAAGGGAGACCAGUGGAGAAAGAUUUUAAAAACUUUAACACAUGCUGAGAAUCUUGUGGAUGUGUAUUCCAAGUACGAUGUGGAUAAAUAUUUAUCAUCAAGUGGAUUGACUGUGUUACCUGGACACAGAGGACAGAAUAUAGGUGCGAGAUUAAUAGAAGCCAGGGAGCAACUCUGCAAGGAGUUUGGAAUAAAGGCCACGUGCACGGUGUUCACGGCGCAAACAUCACAAAUAUUAGCUGCAAAAUGCGGUUACGAAGUUUUAGCAACUUUACAAUACUCCGAAAUGUUAAAAGAAGGCAUCGAUUUGACGGGAUGCAGUUGUUCUGAAGCUAAAGUUAUGGGAAUCAAGUUUAAGUGAUAACAAUUUAGUCUAGAGCAUAGAG
Messenger RNA from Vanessa tameamea, 784 nucleotides. RefSeq lists its product as uncharacterized. Gene Ontology annotation, molecular function: N-acetyltransferase activity. NCBI's taxonomy places the organism in Eukaryota, Metazoa, Arthropoda, Insecta, Lepidoptera, Nymphalidae. Bases 34 to 759 code for a protein of 241 amino acids. The transcript has 6 exons. The record is from RefSeq and is a predicted model, not a curated record.